ACUUUUUAGGCUGUUUUAAUAUUUAACUGAGAGUCUGUAGCUGUGAAAGAAAAGCACACGAUAAAGAUGUAAUAGAAAGAAAAAAAAGAGAGAAUUAAAGAGAAGCUGAAGACUGAAUAAACAACAUUCCGAGGAAGUUAAUUGUUUUGCAACAAAAGAUUCUGUUUCUAUAGGUGACACUUUAUGAUGAACUUUAUUUGGGAAUAACAACAAAGUAAAAAAAGACGCAGCACUUCAACUUUAUGGGAAUUUAAUUUGGUUGUGGUGUUAUGGAGAGAAACAAACUUUCACCAAGAAAACUGGAAUUGCAUGAUGUAAAUGGAGCUUAUAUACAGAAAGAACUGUCCUACUGAUGCAGAACUUGUGCUUGUAAAAAGUAACAAACAGAAGCUGUUUGUACUCUCCUGUUAUGGGCAGUGGCAGCAGUAAACUUAGACGGACAGUACACAAGAAUAGCUGUAGGCCAUUUCUGAGAACUACAGAGGUACCAUCAGGUGACAAAGCUGGUGAAGAGAAAGCCCCAUGCAAAAACGAAGCUGAAAUUUGUGCUCAGUUUGGAGAAAGAAACGCUAAACAUGCUAAUCUGCCUACAGAAGCUAUUCAUGGAGAUUGUGGUGCACCAGUGGACAGAGAUGAUGAAGAACUACAGCUGCUGGAUGAGAUAUUGGCAGAGUCUGAAGACUGUUUGUCCUGGAAAGGUUCUGUGAGUAAAGCAAUUGCUUGUGCCAAAGUAGGCCCUGAACCACCUGUGACGCCUGUAGAUCAGGUGAAAAGCACAGAGACAAACAAAAUGGUUUAUAUAUGGUCGUCAUCUUCUGAAUGUGAGCCUACUGAUAACCUGCAGCACGUCAACAAAGAAAAUAUAAAUAAGUGGGUUUUAAAAACAAAAAGUACUGAAGAUGUUGAGAACAACAACCUACUAUCCCGAUUCCAUGACAAAGACGUUGUUGGUUCAGUGACGUAUAAUGAUUCAGAAGAAGCUCUAAUGGACAGCAUUGCGCAAGAGUUCUGCAAAUGAAAAGCUUUGGUUUAUGGGAAAGAUACCAGAAGAAUAACCAAAACAAUUAAAACAUCAAAUAAGACUUACUACAAAGUCUAAAUAACCACAACUAAUUAGUUUGGUAGUGGGGUAUUUACCUUUAUUCCUGCCCACUUCUGAGUGUUCCUAUGUAAUUACAUGCAUGGUGUGUGAGCUAUAGAAACAGCUGUUUGCUGAAGGUUCUAGUAGAUAGCUAGAAGGGCAAACAGUCUUCCUCUUAUGCUCCUAUAAACAGUAUAAAUAUCACCAAAAAUGGUAAAGAAGAAACACUGAAUAGCGCACUCACUCAUAUCUUCAUAUCUUCUAGGACAUACUUGAAAACGAGAGACAUCUCAAUGUAUCCUUCCUGGUAAAAUAUUUUAUAAAUAAAUAAAUAUCACGUUAUAAAAUCCAGAGGGGAAAUUAAAACAUGAUAUCUAAAAUUUUCCUUUCAUGAUUCAGACAAAGAAUAUAAUUUUAAAUAACUUUCCACUUGACUUCUAUUAUGUAAAUUCCUUCAUUCUCUUGGUAUCCUUUGUUAAAGGGACAUUCUGGUCAAAAUGUAAAUGCAUAUAGAUGAAUUACAUCUUUGAAUAGAAACAUAUUUGCAAUAUACAUGAAUUGGCAAAAAUGCUUUUUAGUAUAAAUUAUCACUGUUUUAGUGUUAACAUUUUCCUCUGCACGUGCAUGUGAAGCAUAGCUGGAUAUUCUCAGUGCACCAGCAUUUUACAUACUGCAGCUGCUCAGGGCACAAGUGGGGCUUGUAUCAUGUCAGAAAAGAACAAAUAGAGUCAUUAACAGAAGGUACAAGCACCGUUAGCUCACUGAGCAAAUGUUGUGCUUAAUAUGCUGGUUCACGGUGCAUACUUAAAUACGCUUUUGAAACAGUUAUGGGUUUUAUUAGAAGCAUUGUUGCUAAUACAUGUAUAUUAGAAAAAUGCUUCCAUUCAAAACUGAAAUGCACCCAUGUGGAUUCCAAUUUUGGCUGAAACAUCCCUUUAAAGAAACAGCAAUGCACAUGUGUGAGCCAAUAACAUGAGGCGUAUAUGUGCAGCUACCAAUCAGCAGCUCCUGAGCCUGCCUCGGUAUGCUUUUCAUCAAAGGAUACCAAGAGAAAAAAAACAAAUUAGAUAAUAGAAGUCAAUUGGAAAGUUGUUUAAAAUCACAUUCUUUCUUUAAAUCAUAAAAGAAAAAAAUAGGUUUCAUAUGCCUUCAAGUUUUAAUUUCCACUCUGGAUUUGUUCCAAUGAUAUUUAGAUAUACUGUAUGCCCAGUGCUUCUUUUCUUCUUUACCACUAAGCACCCCGCGGUCUCACCACCAAUAGAUUUUAGAUAGAACUGAGAUAACUGGUAAAUUGGGAGGAGGAGGUUUCAAAAAAAAUAUCCACAGACUAAUAGUAUCAUUUUUAUUGAGGCUAAGAAACAAAGUUUUACAUGCAAAUCAAACAAUAUCAGCUGGUAUACCAAUACAUCAACAUAUGCAUAUAAGGUAUGCUGAAAAUAUAGCUGCAGAAAUGCCAAUACAACAAAUGAUCAUUUAUAGUUCUAUUACUGCUAAAGAACUGUUUAUAAUAUAUAUGAAAAUCACAUAAAUAAGUCAACCUUAGUUUUUCAAACUUGUCAUAAAAUUAAAUCCCUUACAUUUUUAAAAUUGCAAGAAAAAGACAACCCCAACUGAAAAAUAAGGUCAAUCUUGGACCUUUAAACAUAUAUUUUAAUCAUAAUGGGCCAUAUUAUGAGGGGAGCGCAAACCUUUGUGCGCAAGCUAUGAUGGGUUUAUCACGGGUGUUUGCCCUCGUCGGGUUUACGGCUGGUAUUACGAGUUGAAAGAAAACGUGAUCGCUUGAGUGCAAUCGCGAUUUACGCUAGAAUGAUUACCGCAUCCUCAAAGCUCUGGUUAACUGUUUUGCAAAACAAAAAAGUUGCACAAAACACAUAAAAAAUACAUUACAAAGUACAGUUACACUAGCUAAUAAAAAUUAUUAAAAUAAAAUAUUGCACACAAAAGUUAUAAAGGCUCAAAGAUAUGAGAUCUCAGGUGUUAGAAAAAAAAAGGACAAAGGGCUUUAACUUAGACAUACAUACAUACAUAUAAAUCUCUAA
Molecule: messenger RNA, 3120 nt
Organism: Bombina bombina (fire-bellied toad)
Lineage: Eukaryota; Metazoa; Chordata; Amphibia; Anura; Bombinatoridae
Exons: 3
Coding region: 410-1018 (202 amino acids)
Source: RefSeq, a predicted model, not a curated record